AUGACUGCCUCAAAUCUCUCGCCGCCGCUGAGUGUGAAUGAGGAUCUGCAGCACGACGAUCUUGUCCAACGUCUGAAGUCCAUGCCCACCGCGAGCGCCCAUACAGGCCCGAUACCACUCAAGAGCCCGAAGAAGGCACCGGCUGCUACAAAGCCCGCUGCAGAAGACGCAUCCUGCUCACGCUCAAGCCCGCCCUCUGCCGCCAUGGGAGAAAGCAACACGCUCGCCCGCCAGCUCAGCAACACGUCCGACGACAGCAUGACCUCGCGCCGGCCCUCUACACCGCGCUCCCAGACAGACCCCCAGCCUGACACGCUCACGUCUCUGGCAGCUCUCACCACCCGGCCACGGAACCGCUCGCCCUACUCGCGCUCUCACCUCCGCUCCCAGAGCGGGUCUGCGUUGCCGAAUGCGCCGCCUAUGACACGGGCCCAUUCGCUGCCUACAGUCAUGCAACCCUCUGGCAAUCUGAUGCUCUCGCCUGCCCCGAUGCCGCUCGCCCGCCCGGCUUCUCCUCUGCGCUCCCCCAAGCGGACCCGCAGCCCACGGGCACUGGAGCCACGGCCGCACUCAGUAGGAACCAUGGAGCGGUACGGCUCGGGCAUUCGUCCAGCCUCCAUCGGCUCUUUUGAGGGCGUACCGAGUGUGUGCGACAUAUCAGAGGACGCCGAACUGGAACUCACGCCGCGCGUUGGCACCACCGUGUCGAGCCUCCACAGCAGCACAGGCUCGCUCUCCCGGCGACGCCGACCAGCUUCACCGCUAUACCAGGUUACCGUACCCUUUGGCGCACCACCCACGAGCACCCCCUCUGUCAGCACGCCCACCUCCACUGCCUCCUCACCGCUCCUCGCACCUUCCAGGUUCAACGAGAACUACCCCAUGUCCCAUGCCUCUUCGUCCGUGCCAUCCACCCCGACCUCGAUGCGCUCCCGCAGCCCUUCCAUCUCGUCUCUCGAGACCAUCGAAGACAGCCCAGACGCAGAAGAAGAAGCCAUAGAGGCUGAUCGCAUACGGCGGCUCAAGGCUGCCGCGGACCGUGAGGACGGCGGAGAUGGCAGGAGGUCCAGCCUUGACGUGCCCGAAAGCCGUGGGCGCAGUCUCGGCUUCGGCAAGCGCGACUCACGGAAGAGAUGGAGUGUCUGCGGAGCUGAACGACGCGUCGACCUGGACCUCGACACCAUAUGGGAGGACUGA
Alternaria ventricosa is the source of this 1197-nucleotide messenger RNA. RefSeq lists its product as uncharacterized. The record is from RefSeq and is a predicted model, not a curated record. The coding region runs from base 1 to 1197 and encodes 398 amino acids. NCBI's taxonomy places the organism in Eukaryota, Fungi, Ascomycota, Dothideomycetes, Pleosporales, Pleosporaceae. The transcript has a single exon.